Struthio camelus australis is the source of this 3095-nucleotide messenger RNA. Lineage: Eukaryota; Metazoa; Chordata; Aves; Struthioniformes; Struthionidae. The record is from RefSeq and is a predicted model, not a curated record.
CCAUUCUUUGCCCCAUAUCUUUACAUGCCAAGGUAUUACCCUGGCAGUUCUCAUCUCAUCUCACGUCCACCACUAAAAACGAAUUUGUCCAGAGAUCAGAACAAUGGCCUAGAUGUUAUCAAGGAGGAUGCUGAUGAGGGGCUUUCUUCACCCACAGACCCCUCAAUGGGAGCAGGAGCAGGCACAGGAUCGACCACAGGUGUAUCACACGUGCCUCUGAGCACAAUGAGUGUGGAUGCUGUGUGCGAGAAACUAAAGCAAAUAGAAGGUCUGGACCAGAGUAUGUUACCUCAGUACUCUGCAACUAUAAGAAAGGCGAAUAUAAAUGGCCGUGUCUUGGCUCAGUGCAACACUGAUGAACUGAAAAAGGAAAUGAAUAUGAAUUUUGGUGACUGGCAUUUGUUCAGGAGCAUGGUACUUGAAAUGAGAAAUUCAGAAAACCAGGCUGCUCAGGAAGAUCCUCGUGGAGCAACUGAGCAUGUUACCGCUGCGAUUUCUCAUAGUGAACUUACUCGUCGUCCGGGGCAUAACGCGGAGUUGCCUCACACUGAGCUUACGGGUCUUUCUGGUCAAGCUCCCUACACACUUAACUUUAGCUUUGAAGAACUGAACACAAUUGGCCUUGAUGAAGCUCCUCCACGUCAUAGUAACUUAAGUUGGCAGUCACAGACUCGGAGAACUCCAAGUCUUUCAAGUCUUAACUCUCAAGAUUCCAGUAUUGAAAUAUCCAAGCUAACUGAUAAGGUGCAGGCAGAAUAUAGAGAUGCAUAUAGAGAAUAUAUUGCUCAAAUGUCACAGUUAGAAGGGGGUGCCAGUUCUACUACGGUAAGUGGAAGGUCCUCCCCCCAUAGCUCAUCUGCUUUCUAUAUGGGGCAGAGCACAUCAGGGGGUUCCCUGCAUUCAAGUGCAGACCAAGAAAAAGGAAAAGAUGGUGAACAGAAACAAGAUGAUGGAAGGAAGUCCUUCUUGUUGAAGAGGAAUGAUGUUGUUGAUUACAGUACAUCAGGUGUUUCUACUAAUGAUGCAUCUCCUUUGGAUCCUAUUACUGAAGAAGAUGAAAAAUCUGAUCAGUCUGGUUCCAAGCUUCUCCCAGGAAAGAAGUCUUCAGAAAGAACAAGCAUUUUCCAGGCUGCAGAUAUAAAGCUUAAGGGAGUUACUCUCAGAUAUCAAAAACUUCCAAGUGAUGAAGAUGAGUCAGGAACUGAAGAAUCAGAUAAUACUCCACUUCUUAAGGAAGGUAAAGACAAGAAAACAGAUGGAAAGAUAGAUAAACAGCCCAAAUCCCCAGAACAUGGAUCUGAACCGAUUAGAACAUUCAUCAAAGCAAAGGAAUAUUUGACAGAUGCCCUUUUGGAUAAGAAAGAUUCUUCUGACUCUGGUGUAAGAUCCAAUGAAAGUUCUCCCAAUCAUUCCCUCCAUAAUGAAGGAGCAGAUGAGUCACAGCUUGAAAAGGCAAAUCUCAUUGAGCUUGAAGAUGACAGCCACAGUGGAAAGAGAGGAAUUCCGCACAGCCUUAGUGGCCUUCAGGAUCCAGCUGUGGUUCGCAUGUCUAUUUGCUCGGAAGAUAAGAAGAGCCCAUCUGAAAGCAGCUUGAUAGCGAGCAGCCCGGAAGAGAACUGGCCUGCUUGCCAGAAAGUCUAUAAUUUAAAUAGAACCCCUAGUACAGUAACGCUAAAUAAUAACAGUGCUCCAACCAAUAGAGCUAAUCAAAAUUUUGAAGAAAUAGAAGGUAUCAGAGAUUCACCUCAAAUUAUCCUGCGCCCUGGUUCAAGUUCCAGUUCAACUGCAGUUCAGAACGAGAACCUGAAGAGUGCCGCUCACAAGCGGAGCCAGCGAUCAAGUUAUACUAGGCUUUCCAAAGAUUCUUCAGAGCUCCACACUGUUGCUGCCUCAGAUGGGGCUGGUUUUGGAGAAGAAAGAGAGAGUAUCCUGUGAAAAGAGGCCAGAUUAAAAUAGAGUAUGUCCAUGAUUUGUAGCUUUCUAGGAAUACUUUGUCAGUGUGUGGUUAUGUUAGCUAUGUAGUUUAAAUUUUCAAUUCAGUGAUUAACGGGUCUAGAUUAUUUUCAGUCUUUUUCUUGGAAAGAAGAAAUAAUCUUUGCAAGAAGCAAUGUACUUCAGACUUUCCUUCCCUGUAUUCGUCUUACUAGUAAAUAUUUUAUUUCGUCCCCAAAUAAAGCAGUACUUGUCAUUGCAUGAAAAUUCAGUUCUUUGUUAAAGUGCUUUCCAAAGGUUUGAUCAGGGGCAGAUGUUACAGAAGCAUGGUUUCAUUCUUAAAAUAAUUCUAUGAUUUUACAUUUUUGUUGGGAGAUAUAAUACUUAUUCCUUCUAAAUAUUCCAGUUAAGUCUGCUUACUUACCAGUAAAUACCGUGCAUUUUUGCCGUUUGAUGUAGGAGAUGCCAGAAGGUUAAGUAUCACAACCUGUGACACCCUUAUCAAACUUUGCAUUAACUAGUCAAUUAAUGCGUGCAGCAUAAUAUUACAUAUGUUGACAUUUAAAUGUUAAGAUACCUGUUUGGUGGUACGUACAUUCUUAUUCUGUGUGAGUUCGGUAAUUGCAGUUGACUUUGUGAACUUUGGGUAGAAUGUUGAUAGGUUUAUAGGGAAGAUUGUCUUGAUGUAUCAUUAGAAUUGGCAGUUAUUUAUAAGGUAAUGCCUUAUCGCUGAUUUAGUGAAUGCAUUAUUUAUUAUAGUUACAUAAUUUCACAAUCAGUGCUCUAAAUAGAUGCAACCACCUGAGCUACAUUUAAAUGUUGCAAGGGUAAUGUGAAUGUGAUGUCUGAACUUACGGAGCAUCUGUUGCUGUGUGUGGUCUUUCCCCGGUACAGUGUUUAUUGUUUGGUUAUGGAAAGAAAAAUGUAAUAGUUUACUAUUUUAAAAAUAAUAAGUACUUGCUGGAAUCAGAGCCGUAUGCCUACUUCUUUAUUUCAGAAGUACAGUGUUUCAGCAUUUUGAUUUGUCAUCUAAGUAAUGCAUCUGAAUGUUAUUGUAGCACACGUUUUGUGCUGUCCAGUGAAACGUGCAUGAUUUUGAAGAAAAAAAGUGUUCAAACUAGACUGUGGUAGUACAAAGAGAAUAAAAAAUAAUUGGCAUGUUG